This is a messenger RNA of Trametes versicolor FP-101664 SS1, 2211 nucleotides long. RefSeq lists its product as uncharacterized. The coding region runs from base 43 to 2016 and encodes 657 amino acids. NCBI's taxonomy places the organism in Eukaryota, Fungi, Basidiomycota, Agaricomycetes, Polyporales, Polyporaceae. The transcript is spliced from 6 exons. The record is from RefSeq and is a predicted model, not a curated record.
GUUGCCCUUGACUUGUCUUCGCUGGUAGUCGACAACUCCUCCAUGUCACUCGCAGCUGUACCGACUGAAGUUGUAGAACUCAUUCUGAUAUUUGCAGCGGCAGCCAACUCCCCACAAGCUAUAUCGGCGUUCUCGCAGACAUGUCGAGCCCACAAGGAACUAGUGUAUGGCGCACCCGACUCCCAUCUUUGGAGAGAGAUCUUCCUGGCGACGUUUGACGACCCUCGAGAGUCGGGAGGAGGCCCAGGGUGGCACGACGCCGUCGCCUUGAAGCGCACGCGUCCGCGAGACGUGCCGUUCGACUGGGGUGCAGAAUACCGCAAGCGUGUCUGGGCGGCGCUCUACAUCGCGCGACAAGUCGAGUCGACGUCGCUGAGGCAGGAAGACCUCGAGGAGCUUGCUGACCUUGAAGAGGUCCGUCGCACUCUCCCUGCGCUCGACGCCCUGGUCUCCGUCGUACAAACCGCGAGUCCAUGCCCGCCCUCCUUCGUGUUCUCCUUCAUCCCGACGCCCGGCGAAGACCCAGAGAGCCGCCUCACCGUAGGGGCCACGUACCCAACAUUCCCGCCACUUCCCCAGGCAAUGCAACGAAACAUAGCAAGCAGCAUCUCCUCGGUCGGUCCGUCGUACGCCGGCAACGGCAGCCCGAAGACCCUCGGGGGGCGCAACAUUGCCUGGCUCGGCCAGGCGCUCACACACGGCUACCCGCCCGCCGUGACCGCACGCUUUUCAGCGAACAAGUGGGAGGGCGGUGUAGCGGGCCAGUAUCUGGGAGAGGAUGAAUUUCGCGAGAUGCAGACCGCGGGCCGCCUCAUCGCGUGCACGGGCUUCAUCCCGAUCCCGCACAACGCGGCUCCACCGACGUCGCCUGUAGAUGGCCCGCUACCGCACCCGCCCGCAGCGUCGUACUUGUCCGAGGAGGCGCAGAGGAAGCGCGCGCGGAAGCUGGCGCGCAUGCGCGUGUACAAUAUGCGCUACCUGGAGCGUGAGCGACAUUGGGGCCCAUUCUUGCCGUGCGAGGACAGGAAGGUGCGCCCAACUGGCGCGCCGAUUGACGACGAGCUUCUGCAGCCCAUUCUUGCCCUCUUUCGCCUACCAGGGCACGACGACGACGCCGAGGAAGGUGCAGAAGGGGAUGACCACGAUCAUGACCACGCGCACGACCACAACCAUGAUUAUGACGAGGAAGACCAGGAUGAGGAUGAAGAUGAUGAGCUUCAAGGUGACGAUGCGGCAGGGGAAGGGACCACCACCCCACCAGGCGCACCCGGGCCGCCAGGGCGCUCCUCCGAGCCACUUCGCUUGCCAUCCCCGGCGCAGCUACGCCCAGACUGGGCAUAUCUCGCCGCGGUGCGCACGCUUGUCGAGGCGAAUCUGCGUGAGGCGUUUGGGGGUGCAGACCUGAACGGACUGUUUUCCCUUGAGGGCCUUCGACCGGGGAGCGCGCCGUGGGAUGCUAGUCUUUACGCCCCUGCCACGGCAACAUACAACGUGGUGGAUAGCGGUAAAGGGAAGGGCAAAGCGACCGACAGUGACACAGAAGAGGUAGACGGAUGGGAUUGGGCUGGCGUCGCAGGAGUUUGGAAGCGCUGUGUAUGUUGGAUGGACUACCGAGAUCUAAUACUGCACAACCUCUCCGGCGAGUUCGACGACUCGCGCAUGGGCGAGGCCGUGCGCCUCGUCGGGAUGACGCUCCGCGUGGAGCGCUAUUCGCCCUCACUCGUGCCCGGAUAUGAACACCUGCCCACUAUUCACGUCGUCGGCCAGUCGGAUGGUGCGUCCAUCAUGGGCCCACCGCGCCGCAUACACGGUACAGUAGGAGUCAUCGCGGACGGUAGCGUGCGCUGGAUGCUGCAGUUCUCGUCCGUGGAGAGUGCGGAGGUUGAUGAGUGGGUUUCAGAGGGUGUCCAGGUUGGCGGCGUUGGGUCCGCGAUGGGCUUCUUGGGGAUGUGGACAGGAGCGCAACAUGAGCGUAUGGAUCCACUGGGCCCGUGUUGGGCGUGGAAGGUCGGUUGAAGUCGGGUCUGAGGGACUCGUUUAUCACGCAUCUUAUCGCUUUCGCUGUUUUGACAUAACGGUGUGUUCGCUUUGUUGGAUCAACCUCGUUAAACGCUGUAGGCGUGUGUACGAUUACGGUGAUGUACAAGGAAUUGGAUUAGAUUCCGCUUGGAAGCGGUAGCAUAGCGGGGUAGUAUACAACGCAAUAUUGGC